AUGAAAGUCGAUGUAAAUUUUAAUUUAACUUGCAGAAUCUUUUAAAUAAAAAUUGAAUAAUUAUCUACGUAAGUAAUUCAUUAUUUUUAAAAUAGUACGAUAUUCUAAAUGCUAAUGUAAAUACAUAUUUUUUUUUUUCUAUUGUAGGUAUUAAAAUACAAAAAAAUAUAUAAUAUCGUUAAAAAAUAUAAUACUUCCGGUAUGAUCAUCAACAUUACAAUUCUGUAAUAAAUAGCAGUAGAUGUUAUUAUAGUCUACUGUUCAAAUACAUUAAAUGACCUAGUCAAUAUUUUAAUUGUUGAAAAAACGAAGAAUGAACUUCAUUAUUCAACAACCUCUGUAAUUAUCGCUAAGCGAAGGUUCAAACUGUUAGAAUAAGGUCACGCAUUUAAUCUCGCGCCGUUUCUCUCGGAAAACCGACGCGGAUCGAACUCGAACGGCGAGAUUUUUCCAUUCACAUUCACGACCCCUAGUGGAAACUAGUCUCCGAUUUCCACAUUCCCUAAUUCCGGUCGCGCGACCGUCAGCAUAUCACUAUAUAGAUAUUUCGGAAGAACAAUGACACAACUGCAAAGGGGUCAUUUUCCAGGAAGAAAUAUAAUAAUUUUAUUUAAUGAUUUUGAAAACAAAGCAUUAUAUUUUAAUUAUUUUUAAGUAAUAUUAGUUACUUAUUAUUAUCGUAAUUAAACCUAUAUUUAUUAUCACAAGUCAUCAUUACAAUAUUACAAUUAAAAUUUUACAUUUAAUUGAUAUAGGUAUUAAAAGGAUUAGAUGGAUGUUUUUCUCUGAGAACGUUAGAGCAGAUUAUGUUUCAUAAAAUUUCUUUCUUAUAUUUCAAAUAUAAUAAUUAUUAUAAGAAUAACCUAUCGUUAUUUUACUUCGAUCUGAAGUUAAAAGAUUACGUAGUAAUUACAUUUAGGUACUAGUAAAAAAAAUGUUAAUUGAUUUGUCAAUCCAGGCCGGCAACACAAUCCGCUAGUUCCUGUUUAUUAACACAAAAUUGCAGUUGUGUGAUUUCUCAUCCAACGAUAUUUCACCGGCGUGCACGGCCGGCUUCCACGUUUCAGUUAUGUCGGUGUCGCAUAAGAACUGUCAUUCUCCCGCGGAAAAUCGGUACUGCGGCACCGAUUUCGAGGAUCGUGGCCGCGCGAUAACGCGGGUCACCUCUUAUAUACCGAGCGGCGUUAAAUUGAAAUCCCGAGGAAAGAGAGCGAAAUUAAUGGUACCUCCGCGAAGGUACGGGAGAUCCGUGCCGGGAGUGACAAGGUGGCUUGCCGAUGGUGGGGGCCAAGAGAGUAGCGUGCAAAUGGCGACUCUACUCUCGCCGGGCCAAUCGUUGCACGCGCCGGGGAAUCGAGUGGAGUCGAUUGAAAAGGUGGUCACGACGCAACAAACGUUGACGAGUUGUCCAGGGGGUGACGGAGGUGGCGGCGGCAGCGGAGGUGGCGGUGGCAGCGAGAAGACGGUCCCGUAUGCGGCUACAACGGGUCCGGUAGAGGAGGUGGAGGCGCAGGAGGUGGAGGUAGAGGUCGACGAGGUUAAGAUGGAAGCCGAGGAGCAUCUCGCCAGAGAAUACGUACAGGAGUUUGUUCUCGAUCAUCUCGAUCCGGCAGUCAAACGAGAGGUAAGAAUCAGCUCACCGAUGAUGGUGAACGGCAGUGUGGUGCAAUUACCUGGUCAGGGUCUGCAAGCGCAAGGUCUGGCCCUGGCGCCUCUGACGCCGCCGGCGCACGAGCUUGAGCAACCCCAUCCGCUUUACGGACAGCCGCACAUUCAGGUGCAGCACGGCGUCCUGGUGAAGGCACCGCCGGGUGCAGCGUCUCAUCUGACCACGCUUUCGCAUCCUGGAACGCCGCCGGACACGCCUCCGGUCUCGGCGUCGCCGCCACCGUUGCAACUGCACCGGGGUGACCGCGAUUCCCGUGACAGAGGCCUAUUCCUGCAACUGCAGCAGCCCAACUCCAUCGUGCAAGACGAUAUGCAAGCUGGUAGCGGUGGCAUGGGCUGGCUAACGCAAUCCUUGAGGCAGGAGCCGCUUGAUCUCAGGCCUCAUUGCCCUCAGGAGCAAACGCCGGAGCCUCAUCACGAGGCUUGGCCCUCUACACCGAUGCAUCAUCAUUUCCAAGACCUGCAACAUCUGCAGCGUCAUACCAGACACACUGGUGGAUAUAUCACGGGCCACAUAGAAUACUAUGCGAGUGCGGGAGCAGGCGGCGGGAUGCUUCCCGCGGGCGGAAGUGGAAUGUCAGGGAUGGAAGACAGCAUGCAGAGCAUGCAGAUGCAAAGACCGAUGAGCGUUUGUUCAGUGAGUUCUUGCGCUGCUGGUGGCUCGACACCGCCGCACAAAGGCAACGUUCUUUACCCGAAUUGCGGGAGUAACAAUCCACAGGAAGAACUCAUGAACGACGAGCUGCUCAUGUCACUUUCCGUACGCGAAUUGAACAAACGCCUCCAUGGUUGCCCGCGGGAAGAGGUCGUGCGUCUGAAGCAGAAGCGGCGAACCUUGAAGAACCGCGGUUACGCUCAGAACUGCCGUAGCAAACGGCUGCAGCAACGGCACGACCUCGAGACGACGAACAGAAAUCUGCAGAAUGAACUUCAGCGAAUGAAGAUCGAACUGGCUCGAAUCCAGCAGGAACGUGAUCUUUACAAGCAAAGAUGGGAUAUUCUGAGAACGCGGCAGAGCCAUAAUCACAAUCACAAUCAUAAUCACAAUCACAAUCACAAUCACAAUCACAAUCAUCAUCAGCAACAGGCGUCGCAGCAGCAACAGCAGCCGCAAUCACAGGCGCAACCGCAGCAGCAUCAGUCGCAAAAUCAACAGCAGCAGCAACAACCGCAGCAACAACAACAGCCGCCGCCGCCGCCGCCGCAGCAGCAGCAGCAGCAGCAGCAACAACAACAGCAGCAGCAUCAACCGGCACCAGCGAGUCCAGAAGUUUAUCUGUGA
Molecule: messenger RNA, 2950 nt
Organism: Heterotrigona itama
Lineage: Eukaryota; Metazoa; Arthropoda; Insecta; Hymenoptera; Apidae
Source: the annotation of a GenBank genome assembly